This is a messenger RNA of Chaetura pelagica (chimney swift), 3034 nucleotides long. RefSeq names its product NEDD4 binding protein 1 (gene N4BP1). The transcript is spliced from 10 exons. Gene Ontology annotation, cellular component: nucleus; PML body. Gene Ontology annotation, biological process: negative regulation of proteasomal ubiquitin-dependent protein catabolic process; negative regulation of protein ubiquitination. The record is from RefSeq and is a predicted model, not a curated record. Lineage: Eukaryota; Metazoa; Chordata; Aves; Apodiformes; Apodidae.
AUGACCUCCCUGAAAGAAGUUUCAGACCAUGAAAAUGCUGGGCCUGUACUUAAUGGACUUAAUGCUAAAAACGGACUUAGUGGUGAUGCUAAAGAGAUGGACAAAACAAGUAAAAACGUGUCCUCUCCGUUCUGCCGGCUCAGGGCCGGGGACGGGGCCUGCGCGUCUCUCCUGCCACCGCCAGGGGGCUGUGCCAGGUGCCAGGGCGUCUCCGGCCGUGCUGACACAAGCGUAGAGGGUGAAAAGCAAUAGUUGAGCCGGGCCGUACGAAGUUCACGGGAGUUUAUUAAGGGACUCUGUGAACCUGAACUAGAAGAAAAGGAGUACUACCCAAAGGACAUGCACUGCAUCUUUGUUGGUGCACAGAACCUGUUUCUCAACAGUCUUAUUCAGGAUACCUGUGCUGAUAUAACAGUCCUGGAAAUAGGAUUGCUCAGUAUUAAGGGAGGUGCAGAAGCUGUUGUUAUGGCUCAAAGUCACAUUCAGCAGUUUGUGAAACUUUUUGAGAAUCAUGAAAACUUUACAAGUGACAAUGAAUCGGAGAUUAAAAAGCAAUUCAGACAAUUUGUGGAAGCACAUGCUGAUAAAUACACAAUGGAUUUACUGAUUUUGCCUAGUUCACUAAAAAAAGAACUCCUAGCUCUCACACAAACUGAAUGUUGUGAAGCAGAGAAAGAUAUCAUAGAUCUUACAGGUUCUGACAUCCCAACAGAGCUUUUACAGACCAAAACCUCCAAAGUAAUCGCUACAGACAGAGAUGGAAGAGCAGGUGGUGAGGAAGCAAGAAACAGUGCUGGGACACCUGUAACUGAGCUUACAAAACAAAUGGACACUGUGUUUUCUGAUUCUCCUGAAACAAGUUUUGUUCCCAUAAACGUGCCUCUGUUAGAGGCAGUGGCAUCUAAAGAAAGGCAGUCAUGUAAAAGAAGAUCUUCUGAUGAUGAGGAAAGGCUCCCUAAAAAGCAGUUCUCUUUGGAAAAUGACCAGGAAGUGAAAUCCACCUCACGCAAUAAUUCCUCAGACAGGAAUGAAGUUAUUGAUCUGCUUUCUGAUAGCUGCAGUGACUCAGAUGAUCCCAGUUAUUGCCUUAAAGAAGGUGAUGAUAUUAGUGAGGAAAUGGAAUAUAAGAUUCUUGUCAACUUUUUCAGAACAAUGGGAUAUUCCCAAAAUAUUGUAGAAAAAGUUAUUGGUAUCCUAGGACAAUCUGUGGAACCGUUAAUAUUACUAGAAGAAAUUGAAAAGGAAAAUCUAAAAUUUCAGAAAGAACAUGAACACUCAUCUCAAAAGCCCAGAACUGUCAAUCCUCCUUUAGGAAGUAAUGCAAAUAAUUCACAAAAGCUGGAAGACAAAGGCAUUUCUAGAAAUAGAAGUGCACUUCAAUCUGGCCAUACUUCAAAGGAGACAAAAAAUGAGUAUCACAGAGAUAUCAAAAAAGCUGCACCAAGCAUGCAAGCUGAUGCAGAAGAUAAAAUGCAUAUGUUGGUAUGCAAACCUGCCUCUCCUUCCAGUAAAAAUUCUGCUGUAUGCCGUAAACAAAGAGAUGUUUAUUGCCCUGGUAGGAAUCACAGUUCAAGGUCCAGUGAUACAGAAACUGAUGGUGGUGUCAUUUUAGGCACCAUACAAGCUGGAGCUCUAAAAGAUGUUGAUUUUGUAGCCAGAGGGAGCUCAGAUGUGCAAUGUAUCUCACCUAAGACUAAAACUAUAGUUCAGCAAAAAUCUGCAAGGCCAUCAGCUCUACCGAACAGUCAUCCUGUUUUCGAGGACCAAUUAGGACACUGCAGCUCUUCUUAUCAAGUGAGAUCUCUCAACCAACGAUUUUCCCAAACCUCAGACUUUGAAAAUCCUAUCCCAGACCAGGUAUUGUCUUCACAAAUACAUACUUCAAAUCCUGAUGGAGAGACAGUGGGACCACACAGACAUCAUCCUGAUCCUUCAGUUACUGGAGUUCAAAGGUUUCUGGAAUCUCUGAAAAAGCCAUACCGACUGGAGCUGAAAAAUGAACCCGGGAAACCGUAUUUAAAACAUAUCAUUAUUGAUGGAAGUAAUGUUGCAAUUUCUCAUGGUCUUAGGAAAUUCUUCUCCUGUCGAGGAAUUGCAAUAGCUGUUGACUACUUUUGGAAACGUGGCCACAGAAAUAUUACUGUAUUUGUUCCACAGUGGAGAACAAGACGUGAUCCUUUCAUUACAGAGCAGGAUUUCUUAACACAGCUCCAGGAUGUUGGAAUAUUGUCCUUAACGCCUGCGAGAAUGGUUUUAGGAGCAAGAAUUGCUGCUCAUGAUGACAGAUUUUUAUUACACCUUGCUGAUAAAACUGGAGGUGUUAUUGUGACUAAUGAUAACUUCAGAGAAUUUGUGACAGAAUCACUUGCCUGGAGAGAAAUUAUUCAAAAAAGGUUGCUCCAGUACACUUUUGCUGGUGACAUAUUUAUGGUUCCUGAUGACCCUUUGGGAAGAAAUGGACCUAGAUUAGAUGACUUCCUUCGAAAUGAAGGCUCUUCUAGAGAUUUUAGGUCAGCACAGAAGGCUUUACAGAGCAGUGGACAAUAUUCUUCUGAGAUGCCUCUCUUCGUGCCAGUCCCCAAAGCAACCUGUAGCAGUCAUCAGACUAAGAACAGAGUACCUGGUGAUCAUUCAUCGCCACAGCUUCCGCUGGAGGCAGAGAUACAGGCUUGUCUGGCAAUUCCACCACAGAGAUCUCCCUCUGAAACAGCAGAGCUUAGAGAAGCCCUGAUUAAAAUUUUUCCUGAUCAUGAGCAAAGACAGAAGAUUAAUCAAAUACUAGCUGAUCAUCCAUUCAUGAGAGAUCUUAAUGCACUGUCUGCCAUGGUGCUUGACUGAGUAUUUUACAGGAUUUUUACAUCACAACUGAUCUAACUAACUUUGAAUAUCAAUGUGAAGAAAAAUGUUGCUCUGUUAUAUUACUUUGUGAAUAUUUAGAACCUAAUUUUAUUUGUAUAAACAAAGGUAUUUUUUGUGUAUGUUCUGUUGCUAAUAGAUGCCAGUUUUCAGUAAAUUAAAAACUGUUGCUACUACA